AUGAUUUCUCUUAAAACAUCUCUUUACGUUACCAGCCGGGAUAGAGAAAUGGACGAACAUCUUGAUGUGAACGAUACAGCCAAUUCGGAACUAAAUAAAAAUAUAAAGAAAAGCUAUAAUAAAAUGCACAUCUCUUCCAGUGGAAAUUCCGCAGAAGCAAUGAGUAACCAAGAAGUACGUGGAAAUAAUAUGAGGGUAAUUUGCCAUCCUUCUCCCAAGACACAGCCGGAAGGUGCGUUACCAGAACACCGCCCAGCAUCUCGACAUGAGUCAAUGAAUAAAAAAGUCUCGUUUCCUGAAAGACCUGGGACCUCUAUGUCUAAAUCCGGAUCAGCAAGACCUAGAUCAUCAAGACACGGAGCCGGGCAUAAACUGAAAGCCAACCAAGCGUCCAGCGGGGAAGAAGAUGAUGAAGUUCUUUCUGAUUUGUUGGGUACAGUCCGGCAGUAUGCCCAAGAAAUUCGUGAAAUGUAUGCCCCAAUGAAGAAAGAUGAAGAAGAAAGGACGCAGAGAAGGAAACAUCGAAACAGUAGACGAAAAAGCAAAGAAUUGAAUAAGGACCAUGCAGAGCAAACUGACAAACGCAGAUCGUCUCAUUUUCACCUAGAAGUUCGCGCGGAGAUUCAUAAAUUAGAAGAUUCUACAUCUGAUAACACUUUCGAGAGAGGAAAAUUAAAACAAGGGAUGUCGACGAAUUCAAGGAGUCACCAAACAUCACCAACCAAUCAUGCGGCUUCUCUGCAAGUUGAGGAAGUCAAUCUCUCCAGUUCAUGGCCAAGAAGCAACCAGAUGUCAACAUCCCUAGAGCGAUACUGGUCGGAUGUAAACGGUACCAAACACAAACCAGUCACUUCUUCGUCUCCAAAGGCUUACAACCGAUCUAAGACUCCGUCAGACUGGAAUGAAGCCAUCACAGUUCAACACGAGAAAGAGAUGUUAAACAGAGCAUUUCAGCGAAUUAACAAACCGUAUGGGGAUCCUUUAAUCCGCAACUUCCCUAACAGUAUGCCUGUUUCUCAAAUCCAAGAGCAAUUUCUUGAUUCGCGCCAGAGUGUUAUAGAAGUUGCCAGACAGCAUAAACAAGCCAAACAGUGUGUGUUGCCAAGUAUUAGUAUACUUGCUCCACCUUCAGAUUUCAGAAAAACAUCUCGACGUUCUUCGGGUGGCAUGCUGCCUCUGUUAACAGCAGAAAACAUGAGCUCAGACACAACUAUCAUUCCUUCGGCUCCGUCUCUUGAAGGAGACCAAACGAUGUGA
This is a messenger RNA of Candidula unifasciata, 1257 nucleotides long. NCBI's taxonomy places the organism in Eukaryota, Metazoa, Mollusca, Gastropoda, Stylommatophora, Geomitridae. The record is from the annotation of a GenBank genome assembly.